Messenger RNA from Stomoxys calcitrans (stable fly), 672 nucleotides. RefSeq lists its product as uncharacterized. The record is from RefSeq and is a predicted model, not a curated record. The coding region runs from base 42 to 602 and encodes 186 amino acids. Lineage: Eukaryota; Metazoa; Arthropoda; Insecta; Diptera; Muscidae. The transcript has 2 exons.
ACAGUCACAGUACCCCAAAAAAGUAUUCACCAUAUCAAAAAAUGAACAUAAAUAACCAACAAGAUGUUUUUUCGUGGAGUAAGCUGGGCGAUGUGUUGGAUGAUAAGUUGAAAGAUGUGGCCAAAAAAGAGGACCUUACUGCAAUCAAAUAUGAAGUGGAAGAACUUAAACAGGAAAAUUGUAAAUUGAGAGAAGAUAUCAAGAAACUAACAAAUCGCUUAGAAACCUUAGACAGAAAAUCUCGUACUACAAAUAUUGUGGUGAGUGGACUUAGAAGUAGAACUACAUUUACGGCAAAAAAAGAAUUCCUCGACAUCUGCAACAACAAAUUAAACAUCGUAGUUAACAUAUCGUACGCUAGAAUGUUAUCUUCAGGAAAAUCGUUCGUAUUUACACUGGACACCAAUUCCCAAGUGCAAAAUAUUUUAAAUACGAAAGAAAAAUUGCAUGGCCAAUUUAUAUAUAUACAAAAGGAUUAUACUGCUGUCGAACAGUCUACCAGAUACAACCUGCGUCAAGUUGGCAAAAUCGUAUCCCAGCAUAAAAAAGACGUUAAAGUUAGGUUAGGAGAGUUCUGUCUUUUCCUGUUGAAUCUGGUGUGAAACAGGGCUGUAUUCUCAGUCCUGUACUCUUUUCGUUAUACGUGAAUGACCUUCCCUAUAUAUUGCCUGG